This is a messenger RNA of Acanthoscelides obtectus, 448 nucleotides long. NCBI's taxonomy places the organism in Eukaryota, Metazoa, Arthropoda, Insecta, Coleoptera, Chrysomelidae. The record is from the annotation of a GenBank genome assembly.
GUGGACCUGUUGGCGAUAGUUUCCAGAGCCGUGGGAGUAAUCUUCAGCCAUUUUACCAUAUAUUCCAUUUUGUCAUUUGGACAUUUCGUCAAUAGUGUCAAAUCAAAUUAAGAAACUAGUCUACAGAGUGUAUAGGGUAAUCCGGAAAUACCCGCUGGAAUAAGGGAACAUGAGUCAGACUGUACGAGAGAAGAAUAAAAACAUGAAAGAUCCUGAAGAUGGGGAUAAUGUAGAAAAAUACAGUGAUAACAACGAAGAAUUGCCGGUCGAGAACGAUGGUCUUGCCCAGCCUGUUGUAAACAGGGACGAGUUACCCGAAGCGGAUCCACCUCUUCCACAUGCGGUGCUCGUUCAGAAACCACUGCUCCUUUACAACCAGAUCAGUCUACCCCUACCGACACUCUCACCCUUAUACUUAACCAAUUAUCAACUAUGGCCAGUGACAUAA